AUGUAUACCAUCGUCCUGGUCAUACUAUUCUUCGUAGUCUUCAUCCUUUACACGCGAUACAAGAAUAAGGCACCAUCGGGAACAAAAGUCGCGCCCGGACCUGCGGGUCUUCCAGUCAUUGGAAACGCACAUCAAUUGGGCCAACAACCACAUCAGCAAAUUACCGCUUGGGCCCGCGAGUAUGGCGAAGUCUAUAAGAUCCGUUUGGGAUGGAACGACUGGUAUAUGAUAUGCUCGCCGGAUGCGUGUAAAGAGAUUCUAGACAAGCAGUCAGCGCAUACAAGCUCCCGAGCACCAUUGCCGGUAUCCGGGGAUGCACUAGGCGGCGGAAUGAGGUUCCUGUUCAUGGAGUACGGUCCAGAAUGGAGGAAGCUAAGAGGCAUCAGCCAUAAGCUGUUGACACCAGCUGUAAGUGCGACGUUUAAACCAAGUCAGGAGUUCGAGGCGAAGAUGUUGCUUGAAGAGAUAUUGAAGGGUGCGGACCCAGGGAAAGGAAAUGAAGUGAGUUACAAAGCGAUCAGACGAUAUACUGUAAGCGUUAUCAUGACGAGCACAUAUGGGAGAAGGAUACCGGAAUGGGACUGCGAUGAAGUUCACGGCAUCUACGAUAUCAUGAACGAUUUCUCUACAAUGGCAAAACCAGGUACCUACUUGGCAGACACGCUUCCGUUCCUCGGUAACCUUCCACCACGACUACAAUGGUGGCGUAAAGGAGUGAAACCAUAUUUUGAUAAGCAAGCGAAUCUAUGGAUGUCCUUUUGGAGUACUCUUAAAACUCAGAUGGAGACCAAACAAGCCCCAGAAUGUUUCGUAAAGCAAUUCAUCGAGAGCGACUAUGAAAAGCAGGGUAUCAGUGAGUUACAGGCAGCAUUCUUGGCUGGCAGCAUGAUCGAAGCUGGAAGCGAGACGACGUCGGCGGCGCUCAAUACGGCCGUUCUGUACCUCAGCGCAAACCCACUUGCACGACAAAGAGCAGUCGAGGAAAUAAGAGGAAUUACCUCGUCCUCUCGAUCCCCAACGUUCGAGGAUGAGUCAAGACUUCCCUACAUCCGCGCCAUCGUCAAGGAAACCCUACGUCUACGCCCCGUCACAAACAUUGGUACGCCACACUAUACUACCGCGCCCAUAACCUACAAAGGCAUUCACAUACCUGCCAAGUCAGUCGUGUGUCUCCAACAAUACCCGAUUCACUACAAUCCAGAUCAUUUUGCGGAUCCCCAACUUUUUAAUCCGGAGAGAUACAUCAAUUACCCCCGUGGCAGCGGACACUACGCAGCUGGCCCAGCUGCGAGUCGCGAUCACUGGGCUUUUGGUGCGGGCCGCAGGAUCUGCUCGGGUGUGCAUCUAGCUGAGAAUAGUAUGUUCAUCGUAUUGGCGAAGCUACUAUGGGCUUUCGACAUUUUGCCGCCGCUUGAUCAACAGGGGAAUGAGCUGCAGGUAGAUACUAGCGAUGGAGCGUUUGACGCUGUCGGAAGCACUACGAUGGCGAAGCCGUACCGGGUGAGAUGGAAGGUGCGAAGUAAGGAUAUCGAAGACACGAUCAUAAGAGAGGCAGCCGAAGCUAAGAGAGACGGCUAUGUUCUAAGAGGCGUGCGUGUUGGUGAGGAAGGUGUUGAGUAUUAA
Messenger RNA from Alternaria alternata, 1623 nucleotides. Its product is annotated as cytochrome P450 76C3. Lineage: Eukaryota; Fungi; Ascomycota; Dothideomycetes; Pleosporales; Pleosporaceae. Bases 1 to 1623 code for a protein of 540 amino acids. The record is from RefSeq and is a predicted model, not a curated record. The transcript is spliced from 2 exons. Gene Ontology annotation, molecular function: oxidoreductase activity, acting on paired donors, with incorporation or reduction of molecular oxygen; iron ion binding; heme binding.